This is a messenger RNA of Lolium rigidum, 216 nucleotides long. RefSeq names its product arabinogalactan protein 16-like. Lineage: Eukaryota; Viridiplantae; Streptophyta; Magnoliopsida; Poales; Poaceae. The coding region runs from base 1 to 216 and encodes 71 amino acids. The record is from RefSeq and is a predicted model, not a curated record. The transcript has 2 exons.
AUGGCGAGGACCAUCUUUGGUUUUGUUGCUGCCGCGGCUCUCGUCGUCGCCCUCGUCAUGCCGGCCGUCGCCGCGCAGGCUCCCGCACCGGCGCCCGCCACCAGCGACGCAUCGUCGAUCGACCAGGGCGUUGCCUACCUCCUGAUGAUCGUGGCGCUGGUGCUCACCUACCUCAUCCACCCGUUGGACGCCUCCUCCCCCUACAAGCUCUUCUGA